Messenger RNA from Ruditapes philippinarum (Manila clam), 756 nucleotides. RefSeq lists its product as uncharacterized. The coding region runs from base 62 to 472 and encodes 136 amino acids. The record is from RefSeq and is a predicted model, not a curated record. The transcript has 4 exons. NCBI's taxonomy places the organism in Eukaryota, Metazoa, Mollusca, Bivalvia, Venerida, Veneridae.
AUAAAAUUACUAACCAUCAUGUAUUCAAAAGCUGAAGAUAUUUGACUUUUAGGUUGUAAAUAUGUCUCUCAGUGGUGUAUCUUUAUAUCUCAGUGCUUUGUUUUCAAUUUGUAACGGAUUUCUUAUUAACCGUAAAACUACCAAAACACAUCAUGUUUACACCACACAGCCUGCAGAUCUGCCAGGUAACAACAAGACAGGUGAAAUAGUAGGUGCAGUGUUUGGGGUUCUUAUUUCAAUAGUCAUCAUAAUAGUAUGUGUCGUGUGUAUAAGGAAGAAAAGAAAACGAGAUCUAGAGAAUUCACGUAGAACAGAAUAUCUCACUGAAUCUUCACAGAGCGCAAGGGUCAUUGUCGACACAACACAAGAAUUAAGUCAAGGCCGAACUAACGUUAACAAUCGUGGUAGUGAAUACAUAUCUCUACAAAGAAAUCCAAAUAUGUGUGAAAGUAAUUCCGAUGGUGAAUUGUGAUCUUCAAGAUUAGGUUAAGCAUGAGAUUUGGAAAGGACUUUUGUCAAUCUGUAGACGAAAUCAUGGCGAAUCGAAUGUUUAAUAAUCUAUCAGUGUAAUAUUCUGUGUGUUCUCUUCAAGAUAUAUAUUUAGUUAAACCAUGUGAAGUAUAAAGUACAUCAUAUGUAGUGAUAUGAAUAAUGGUCAGUUAAAAAUGUUUUAAAUAAAAGAAAAUAUCUUUCCAAUAACAUUGCAUUCCUUAUUUCUCUUGUAGAGAACAUUUUUUUUAAAAUGACUCUAGAAAG